AUGAAAUGUAAUUCGGGAUUUUGGUUUGAGUAUAAAACAAAAUAUAUUAUAGGCUAGUAUAGCUCUAAUUCAAACUCUAGUCCGAUAAUAAGAACAUACUCUUCUCUGCCCCCUCAUUGGAGCAUCGCAUUUAGUUUUGAUUUAAUUUUAUUUAAUAUAAAAAAUUGGUCAAGCUCUGAUAAAUUAGAAAUAUCAGUUGAUAAUAAUGUCUAAACUUCAUAUCAGAAAGAAAGUAUUAGUCCUUCCAAAUCAUUUUGUACCAGUUCAUAUUACGACACGCUAAAAUUAUAUCAUAUAAAUGUAACUCAUUCCACUCCUAAUGUUUAGCUUCAAAUAAAAUCUAAUUUUGCGUCUUCUACCUCUAGUUAUGGGAUUAGAAACAUUAUUUUGCAUGUGGAAACAUGCCAUUAAAGUUGUCUUACAUGCAAUGGUCCAACAUCUAAUAAUUGUUUAUCUUGCCCCAAUAAUUUUUCUUUAGUGGGAAGCAUAUGCAAAUGUGCUGCUGGAUAUUUUGAAUAUCAAAAUACAUGCCUAUAAUAAUGUCCUUCAGAUUAUAGCUAAAACUUAAUUAAUUCAAAAUGCGAAUAUGAUAAAUGUAAUACCUUAAAUUGCUAAGCUUGCAGCUCCUCACCUAAGCGACAAUGUCUAACAUGUAAAUCAGGUUUUUAUCUUCAUAUUGAUUAGUGUGUUUCUUCUUGCCCGCCAUAUGCACCAUUAACUAAUAAUAUUUGUAAAGAUCCUAUCUCAUCACUAAAAAUUGGGAAAUACGCAUUAAGGGGAUUAUUUAGCUAGACUUUUGGAGAAAGUGAAAUCAAAGGAAUGAAUUUACUAACUUAAAAUUUUUAUGGUAAUGGAUUAGAAAAUAAUAAUCCAAGUAAUUAAGUUUUUACUAAUUGUGGAGGAGUUCAAUUAUUUGGGGGUGCGAAUUUAGCUUCAUCAAAAUCAAAAAUAACCUGGAAAAGCUCAAAUUUAGAUCCUCAUUAUUAGUUGACUAUUUCUUUUAAGGCUUACAUCAUUGAUUCUUGGGAUAAAGAAAAUUUCUAUAUUUUAAUAGAUAAUAAUAAGAUUUUUGAAAUUAAUGAAGAUUAUAAUAACUUUAACGAUUAAAUAUGCGGUUUAAGUGAGUACGAAGAUAAAAUAGAAACAAUAUCUAAAACGAUUGCCCACUCUAAUCCAGCUAUAGAAGUAAUAAUCUCCUCAAACUUAGAUGAGAGUCCUUACAACGAAUCUUUUGGUAUAAGGGAACUUUAUAUUUUAUUAGAAGCAUGUAUAGAUAACUGCUAGUAAUGUAACGACAGUACUAAGUGCUAAAAGUGUAUGCCUGGGUAUGGCUUAUACAAUUCUUAAUGUUAUCAACCUUGUCCAGAUUCAUUUUGGAAUAACUAAGGUAUUUGCACAGCUUGUGAUUCUAGCUGCUUAAACUGCAGUGGAUCAAGCUCGUCUUAGUGCACAGCAUGUAAACCAGGGACAUUUUUAUACAAUAAUUCAUGUGUUAAAUCUUGUCCCGACAUUCAAUACUAUCCAGAUACUUAAAAUAAUAUCUGCAAGUAAUGUGAUGCAAGCUGUUACAAAUGUUAGAGUCCUGGUGAUAAAAAAUCUUGCACUUAGUGCUAACCUACAUUCUUACUAAACGGAGAAUGCUUAAGUAACUGCCCUGAUUAAUAUUAUAAAAGCGGAAAUGUUUGCAAGCCAUGCGAUUCAACUUGUCUCACAUGCUCUGGGCCAAAUCCAGAUUAAUGCAUAACUUGUCUUCCUCCAAAAAAAUUGCAAACAAAAAAUAAUACUUGUAGUUUAACUUGCCCUGAUACUGACUAAUAUCAAGAUUCUAACAAAUGUAUUAAUUGUGACUCUACAUGUGCAUCCUGCUCAGCUGCUGGCCCUAAUUCUUGCACUAAAUGCAAAAGUCCACUUUUUUUAGACACUAACAAAUGUGUUCCAUCAUGCCCGAAUGGUUAAUUUGCUGAUUUAAGUGAUCUUACAUGUAAACCUUGUGACUCUAAUUGUCUAACUUGCUCUAAUUCUUCUAUUCAGUGUUUAACAUGUUAAAAACCAUUAAUAUUCCAACCAAAGACUAAAUAGUGUGUAAAUAGCUGUGAUGAUAACUAGUACUUUGACAGUGUAAGUAACUCAUGUUUAUCUUGUGAUUCAAAUUGUAAGGGAUGUAUCAAUUCAUCUACAUAGUGUACUUCUUGCAAUCCUCCUAAUUAUCUUAAACUUUCUACAUGUACAAGUGACUGUGGGAAAAAUUAAUAUGGAGACUCUGCUGAUUAGAAGUGCAAGCCAUGUGAUACUACUUGUUUAACCUGUUCAGGGCCUAAUGAUAACUAAUGCAUAACUUGUGUUCCUCCCUUAAUACUCUAUUAAGCAGAAAAGUAAUGCAAACAAGCAUGCAGGAAUGAUUAGUACUUCAAUAAAGCUUCUAAUUCAUGUAUUUAAUGUAACAAAGAUUGCUAGUAAUGUUCUGGUCCAAACAAUAAUCAGUGCUUAAGUUGUAACCCUCCAAAAAUUUUGCAAGGAACACAAUGUUAAGGGAGCUGCGAUAAUGGCUUCUAUGCUAGUAGUAAUAAUAAAUGUCUACCUUGCGAUCCAAAUUGUUAAACUUGUGUGAAUUCGUCCACUGAAUGUAUUACCUGCCCACCUGGGAAACUUCUAGAUACUGUUUCUAAAAAGUGUGUUUCAUAAUGUCAAGAUGGGUAAUAUUAAGAUCUAUAAAACAAAGCAUGCAAACCUUGUAAUAUUAAAUGUAAAACUUGUCAAGGACCUCUUGAUUCAGAUUGCUUAAGUUGUAAUCCUCCAUUAGUAUUACAAGGUACUAAUUGCUAAUAAAAUUGUGAUAAAGGAUAUUAUUUUAGUUCAUAAAGCUAAAAAUGUGUUAUCUGUGAUCCAAAUUGUGAAACUUGUUAAAAUGUAUCAACUGAAUGUUUAACAUGUUAGAAUGGCUAAUUUUUAGAUUAAGUAAAAAAGAAAUGCAUUUCGUAAUGUUAAAAUGACUAAUAUUUUGAUCAAAUAAAUUAAACUUGUAUAAAUUGUGAUAAAAACUGCUAAACUUGCAAAGGGCCUCUAUCUAAUGAUUGUAAAAGUUGCUUCUCUCCAAAUGUUUUAUAAGGAACUAAUUGCUAAUAGAAAUGUAAUGAUGGAUUUUUUUAUAGCUAAAUUGAUUAAAAAUGUAUACUUUGUGAUUAAAAUUGUUAAACUUGCUCUGUUUCAUCAAAACAAUGCACAACCUGCCCUACAAAUUAACAUUUAGAUACAGUUUCUCAAACAUGUGUAUCUAAAUGUAGUGAUAAUUCUUAUUUUGAUAAUUCAAAUAAUUCAUGCUUCCCUUGUAAUGCUAGUUGCAAAACCUGCUCUGGUUCUUCAUCUAUUGAAUGUUUAUCUUGCGAUCCUCCAAAUGUGUUAUAAAUAAACAAAUGUUAAUCUGAAUGUGAUAAAGGUUAUUUCUAUAGCUCCAUUGAUAAAAAAUGCAUGAAGUGUGAUUAAAAUUGUAAAACAUGUGAAAAUAAAUCAACUGAGUGCUUAACCUGCCCGCCUACAAAAAUUUUAGACUCUGUUACUAAAACUUGUGUAAGCAACUGUGCAUCAAACCAAUAUUAAGACAUACCAAGCAUGUCUUGCUAAGUUUGUGAUAAAACAUGUAAAACUUGUUCUGGACCAACUCCUUAAAACUGCUUAACAUGUGAAUAAUCAUUUUAUCUUGUAAACGGAAAAUGUGUACCAGUUUGCAUAGUUGGCUUUUUUUAGGAUAAAGAUUUUACAUGCAAACCAUGCGAUCCAAAUUGUACUUCUUGCAAUUUAUCAUCUAGUAAUUGUUAAACUUGUAAAAGUCCUUUUAUUCUUAAUAAACAAUAAUGUGUUGCAAAUUGCAAUUCAGACCAAUAUAUAGAUACAACAAAAAAUGAGUGUGCAUAAUGCAAUUCAUAGUGUUAAACUUGCACUGGACCUUCAAAUAAUCAAUGCUUAAGCUGCCCUUAGGGAAAGUUUCUUAAUGGAAGUGCUUGCUUAGAUACCUGCCAAGAAAAAUAAUACUCUGAAAAUAAUGUUUGCAAAAACUGUAAUUAAACUUGCGAAUCAUGUACAGGAGAAAAAAAUAAUUAAUGUACUAAAUGCUCUAAAGGUUCUUACUUAUAUAAGAAUAUGUGUAUAUCUUAAUGUCCUGAAGAUUUAUUUUAGGAUCAAAAUAAAAAUGAAUGUGCUAAAUGCCAUGAAAGUUGUAAGAACAAUGGAUGUUAUGGUCCAAGUAUGGAUGAGUGUAAAAAAGAAAAUUUUGAUUAUAAGAGAUCUUUAAUUGUGAUGAUUGUCACAGGAAAAACAAUUUUUUGGUUGGUUAGCUGUAUUAUUGGGUUCAUUUUAGACAGAAAGGAUAAAAAAUUUUACUCAAAUAAGGUUUAAUCUAUUAAAGAAGAACAGAUAAAUCAAUCUCCUAGAGAUUUAGAAAAUAAGUAGGAACUUAAGCAAGAAGAAGAAUGCUUAGAGAGUCCUUAAAAUGAAUUUACAAAAAGGAGAAAAAGACAGAAAUUUUUAUAAUCUUAAAUAAAUAGUUUAAAUGUAAACUCUGUAAACAUAACAAAAGAAUAAACACAAGCUCAAAAUUCAUAAAUAAAUAGCUAUAAUUUUAGUCCCCAUCGUACUCGCAGAGCUAGGUCUAAAAUUGCUAUACUUUUGUCUUAAAUAAACACUUUCUAAGAUUUAAGCUAAAAUAAUUUAGAUUAAAAUAGCUAAGCUGUCACUGAUUUGAGCCCAACAAUAAAAAAAUAAGGAUCGAAAUUAAACAUGGCAAAUGAAUAAGAUUCUCCAUUUUGCACUCAAGUUUAUCCUGAAGAGAGUAAAUAAAAAGAUUAAUUCUAUCAAUCUAAUGAAAAGCUUAAAUAUACAUUUAUUGGAAGCGAGUUAAUAUCUUUGUUUAAAUUCUAUGAUCCAUAAAUAAGUAGAAUAUUUAGAUCUACACUGAUAUACAUAAAAUAUUUAUCUUUCCUUUUUGCAACAGAGUUUGUAUUCUAUAGGGGAAAUAUUAUAUUAUUAAUACCUUCAAUAUUCUUUGGAAUAGCUGUUAAAUUCCUAUUAUACUAAAUUUUAACUUCUUUAAAUAUUUUCUUGAGAUAUGGUGCAGUAGUCGCUUCAUUACUUUUAAUUGGAGCAUCUGCUUCUGAUAUUUAUCUUUGGUUCUUACCCAUAAUUAAAAACCUCUAUUGGAAUAAAGAUUUUACUUGGUCAAUAUUUUAUGCAGCUGUUUUUAGUGUUGAUCUAAUUGUUAUUUAAUAGAUAAUAUCUUUGUUUAAAUACUUGAGCUCUGUAAGAUCUUUAAAUGUCAAAAGUGAAUUAUGGUAAAAUAUUUUAAAUAAACUUCUUACUAGUAGAGCACUUAUAUUACAUAUUAAGAAAAAUUGA
Molecule: messenger RNA, 5385 nt
Organism: Tetrahymena thermophila SB210
Lineage: Eukaryota; Ciliophora; Oligohymenophorea; Hymenostomatida; Tetrahymenidae
Product: zinc finger lsd1 subclass family protein
Exons: 18
Source: RefSeq, a predicted model, not a curated record